UUUUGUUUUUAUAUAUCUUUUUUUGUCACAUUCUUCAUUUAAAAAAAUUUAUACAUUAAUAGAAACAAAAAGAAUAGUAAAAAAAAAUGGGCGUGGCAGAGACAAACAGUAGCAGUAGCAGCAGCAGCAAACAUGAUGCCAAACGCAAGCGAUCCACAGAAGGCAAAAACAAGGAUCAGUCUUCUAAGAAAAAAGCCGAGGAUUCAGCAACAAAGCGGGCCAAAUCAAUCGAAGAAGCAGAUGCAGUCAGUGCUGAGCAGGUGCGGGUAACCAGCGCAAAAGAGGAGUUUGAGAAGGAUAUGCAGAUAUCGUUCAAGCAUUCGGAGGAUAUUGAACAGGCACUGGACACGAGAAACAGUGAUUUGCUGAUUCAAGGGUUUACGCAUUUGCGGGAGCACUUGAAGAUCUGCAACCAAUGGGGAGGCAACCGGUCGGCAGAAGAGGGCGCAGAGCAACGUGCACAUCGGGAGCAAUGCCAGCGGGUAGUCUACCAUUGGGCGGAGAACUCUGAAGGCUUCCAAGCAAUUGAAUCAGCCUGGCAACAAGCACACACCAAUUCAAUCGCACGCCUCGACGGGCUCAUCCCAGGCGUAGUCGGCGGGCUCCUGGUCUGCCUGGACAACGCCGGAACAAUGAAGUUUGGCAACCGAUUGAUCCGCAUGGUUCUCGACAAGUUCCUCAAAUCCCUCUACCGAUCUCUCAACACCGCACGAUCCACGGCGUGUGCCUCCGCCCUGCAGCUAUUGUACCAAAUGGUUGUGUUUGCGCGCGGCGAGCAUGCGGACGAGGUUAGACAUGCGUUUGACUGGACGAUGAAGAGCCUGGAGGAGCUCCCGCAUGUGCGCUCCAGCGUUGUCGGGUUUAGUAUUAGGCGGCUGUGGAUCAGAUUUGUGAUGGCGUUCUUUUCUGUCGACCGGUGUCGCACGUAUAACGAGCUCUUCAGGAGCGGCAGGCUGGUCGGUGGACUAUUCCACGGCGUUGAGCGCGACUCGUACCAGGAACUGCACACCCUUUUGGCCACGGUCUAUGAGAAUAUUGUGCUGAAUGACGGCAUUGGCAAAGCUGAAAAGGUGAGGCUGUUUGGCGUGCAGCUGAUGGGCAAUCUGGCCAAGGCUGCGAAGAACACAGUGGUGGUUGACGCUAAGGCUGUGGGCGUCGAGGCCGUGGCACAGUUUGUGCCCGGCAGUGCGCGGAGGGACGAGAGUGUGGCGGCGGCUGGGCGCGACAGUGUGGCGGCACUGGUGUUGCGGUUCUUCCGCGGCAUGAUGACGUUCCCGGGCCACGGCAUCUGCUUUCCGCAGCACGGGCUGUACCCGGCGCCGCGCCAGCAGCAGCAGCUCUGGGCGUCCAAUGAGAGCAACGACGACGGCGACGCGCUCGAGGCUGUGGUCACCGUGACCAAGCGCGCAACAUCGGCGGAGAUCAGCGACCUGUGCAACAGCCAAAUCCUGCGGAUCCUCAUAGCAUGCAUCAGCCCAGCAGCGUCGCGGCGCAUGGGCGACCUGGCAGUCGACAUCAUGCGCGUCAGCCCGGAGCUGAUUGCGCCGUUCUGGCGCAACUACGGGGCGUCGCUCGAGCCGCGGCUCUCGCUGCGGUACCUGGGCAACACGGCAUUCGCCACCAAGGUCAUGAGCCUGGAGCUGCCGCUGCCGCCGCAGGAUAGCGGAGAUGCAAGGUUUGGGCUGCCGCCGCGCGUCAGCACGCUGGCCGAGCACGUGUGGCCGCUGGCGCUGCAGCGGCAGAUGGUUGGGCGCGGGCUGCAGUUCCGCGCCUCCCCGCUGGUGCGCUACCGCUGCCUGCUGCUGGCCGACGUGGCGCUGCGCAAGCUGGGCGACGCGCGCGCGUGGAUCCGCAGCGAGGCAGCCAGGGCCGGUGCGACAGCCCCGUGGGCGCGCGGUGGGCGCAGCUGGAGCAGCGGCUGCUGGCCGUGGUCAAGCAGCGCGUGCCCGAGUGGAAGCUCGUGGUGGCCGUGCAGCGCGAAGCCAUGGGCGAGGCGGGCUGGGCGACCGCGAGGCCGAGUGCCGGCGCGCCGUGCUGGGCAACGUGCUGAUGCGCGUCAUGAGCGCGUACCAGCGGCACUUUGGCGAGCUCGUCCUGGAGUCCAACUUUGAGUUCGGGCGGCUGAUUGCCGACAUGCGGCCGGACGGCGUGCUCGCCGGGGGGCCAGUGCGGCCGGCGACAGGGAGGCGGCGCGCAGCCCAAUGGCCGCACACACGCUGCUGCAUCUGCUGCGCGCAUUGGCGGACGCUCCGGCGGCGGCCGCGCACACAAGGUGGCUGGCGCGCGCCAAGCCGGCCGACGAGCACACGCACCUGGGCGGCGUCCUGAUGGUGUUCCUGUGGGCCAGCCAGGCGGCGGUGCGCCUGGCCGCGCGCGACGUCGCCCUGGGCGUGCUGCGCCAGGCCGCCGGGCUUUUC
Kickxella alabastrina is the source of this 2417-nucleotide messenger RNA. RefSeq names its product ribosome 60S biogenesis N-terminal-domain-containing protein. The record is from RefSeq and is a predicted model, not a curated record. NCBI's taxonomy places the organism in Eukaryota, Fungi, Kickxellomycota, Kickxellomycetes, Kickxellales, Kickxellaceae. The transcript has 2 exons. Bases 87 to 2111 code for a protein of 674 amino acids. Gene Ontology annotation, cellular component: nucleolus. Gene Ontology annotation, biological process: maturation of 5.8S rRNA from tricistronic rRNA transcript (SSU-rRNA, 5.8S rRNA, LSU-rRNA); maturation of LSU-rRNA from tricistronic rRNA transcript (SSU-rRNA, 5.8S rRNA, LSU-rRNA).